GCAACCGCUUGCUCAAGAAGGAGAGCGUGGCAGCUAGGAUGCCGCGCGCGACGGUUUGGACCCAUCCGGAGGGCGUCGUCCUGGACCACGUCUUCAAAGAACUGAGGAGGCUGAGCGCCUUGGACGGAGCCGGGGAGACCGGCGCGAGGAUUAGGCACGCCAGGCAUGAUUGGAAUGAUCUCCUCAUGGUGAUCGGGCCGCUCUUCUUUGGUUAG
This is a messenger RNA of Symbiodinium sp. CCMP2456, 215 nucleotides long. Lineage: Eukaryota; Dinophyceae; Suessiales; Symbiodiniaceae. The record is from the annotation of a GenBank genome assembly.